Theobroma cacao (cacao) is the source of this 1936-nucleotide messenger RNA. Its product is annotated as protein CYTOSOLIC ABA RECEPTOR KINASE 7-like. Gene Ontology annotation, cellular component: plasma membrane. The record is from RefSeq and is a predicted model, not a curated record. Gene Ontology annotation, biological process: protein phosphorylation. NCBI's taxonomy places the organism in Eukaryota, Viridiplantae, Streptophyta, Magnoliopsida, Malvales, Malvaceae. Gene Ontology annotation, molecular function: ATP binding; protein kinase activity.
UCACAUCGAAACAUGAAGAAUGUGCCAAUGAGCUACAGCAUUGUGAACAGCGAUACUACCUAAACUACAACCUUGUCCCCGUCGUCAAUGGAUAUUUAGAAAAUGUCUUCUGGAAAACUUAAUGCAGCAUUCUCAAGACUAAAGCUAUUCUCUUCGUUACUUAUAUUUAGAUUCACAGGCACAAAGCUACCAGCAAAGAUAAAAAAAAUGGUGUCUCAAACAGAUUCAGCCACAAGAGAGAGUGUGAUAGUCGUGAUGGAUGCUAAUAGAAACAAAGGAAUGGUGGACGUGGUUGACUGGGCUCUUAAACAUGUUGUUCGCCCCAAGGACACCGUGAUUGUUGUCGGAGUUCUAGCUGAUAUACGAAAGAAGAACUCUUCUUGCUUUCCCAUAAACAUGGGGAUUAACAUCUAUGGAAUAUUGGAAAAAUUGGAGUUUUCAUCCGGACACCCAGAAGCGAAACCUAGAGAGCUUGGAGAAGAAAUUGAGAGAAAAAGGGAACAAUGCCAGGCUAACCUCCAGCCAUUCUAUCGACGAUGUAAAAGAAAUGAGGUGAAGUUGGAGGUCAAACUUGCAGCAGGAUUAUGUCCUAAUGAAAUAACACUCAAAGAAGCAGAAAACUCUAACACACGUUGGAUUGUUCUAGACAGCCACUUAAAAGAGCACAAAUUGUAUAUAUAUUGGCAUGUAGGAUGCAAUGUUGCAGUAAUGAAAGGAAAAGAUGUUGCCACCUUGAUGCUAUCAAGAGCUUCCAAGCCUGACUCCUCUCCUGCAAGUUGUGAAACAGCUGAUGACGAAACUUGCCCCGACAAUCAACCUCUGAACGAUCAGAAAAAUGGAGACCAGAAUCCCGUUGAGGAAGGGGAAUCAUCAAUACCACCGCCUCCGAAAGGUCCCUGUUGGUAUCCAUUGCAAUGGAGAGCGGGUUUUCCUCGACAUUUUUCUCUGAGUGAAAUUGAAGUGAUUACAAAUGGUUUUGCUGAUACAAUAUAUGGUAAGGAAUACUAUGAAGGUGUAUUGCAGAAUACACCUGUUAUAGUCAAAUCUUUUGAAGAUGAUGAACGGUUUUGGUCAAUGCUUGCGAUCCUUCUCCGGUUACGCCAUCGCAAUGUCAUGAACAUUGUUGGAUAUUGCUGCACCCGCACAAACAGAUUACUUAUACACGACUAUCCAAGUUUGGGUAAUAUUGAAAUGAACUUGCAAUGUGUUACAUCGGCUAGUAACCUGUCUUGGACAACAAGGUGGUAUACUGCUAUAGAAAUAGGUUGCAGCUUGCGCUAUCUUCACGAAGAAUGUCCAGAUGGGCCAAUUGUUCACCAGUCUGUCUGUUCAACUAACAUUUUCUAUGCUCAUGGUUACUCUGCGAUGCUGGGCAAUUUUAUAACUGCCAAGUCGCUCAAGGAUGUUCCCUGUAAUGGGAAGUCAGCAGUCAAACGCCUAAACCUAGAGGAAGACAAGUGCCUUUCUAUGGACUUACAUGACUAUGGAAUGUUUCUUGUGGAGCUUAUAACUGGGAAGAUAACCAAUCGCUUUCCACAUGAAAGCGAGGGUCAAUCCUUGAUAGACUGGGCGCUGCCACUUCUAGAAAGUGGUUCACUCAACCAAGUGAUGGAUCCGAGAUUGACAGAUAAGGAUGAUGAUUCAAGGGUUGUUCAAUACAUGGCUCGGGCUGCUUUGCUCUGUCUGAAAAACGAUCUGGGUCACAGGCUUUCCAUAAGCGAGGUCUUAGCUGUGGUUCGAGGAAAGCAGAUUGCAGUGCUUUGGUUUUGAAUUAAUCAAAAAGAGUUUGUAAAUUCUUGUUUGUAGGUAUUCAGGUCAAAAGAGGAACUCUUAUUGCUUGUAAAAGAGUAUUGUUAAAGGAACUGAAUGCAGCAUUACUAUAGAUAAUGCAGACUACAUAUAGAUAUAUAUUUUAUGAAAGAGGGAGGUUCGUACA